AUGGAGCAUGGCCUAGCCGGUGCCUCCCAUGACACGCCGAGCUUCUUGUUCUGCCAUGGCGCAGCCACGGCAGAUUCAGCCUCGCUGGAGACCUCAUCUGGUGUUCUCGGCACCUCCCCACAAGGCACUGCUUCUGACGACAAGAAGGCCAGGAAGCCCAGGGAAGAUAGUGCCAGCUUCAGCUCUGCUCACUCCAAGGACUCAAACUCAAAGGAAAGCACCAAAAAGAAGGGAGAAAAAAGAGACAGAAGCAGCAAGGAGGUAGAUGAGGAGGAGCCCAAGGGGUACAUACAUGUCAGGGCAAGGAGAGGGCAAGCAACAGACAGCCACAGCCUUGCAGAGAGGGUGAGGAGGGAGAGAAUCAGUGAGAGGAUGAGGGUGCUGCAGGCCCUGGUCCCUGGCUGUGAUAAGGUCACUGGAAAAGCCCUCAUUUUGGAUGAGAUCAUCAAUUAUGUGCAGUCCUUGCAGAACCAAGUUGAGUUCCUUUCCAUGAGGAUUGCUUCCCUGAGCCCUGUGCUGUAUGGGUUUGGCAUUGACAGUGAUGCUUUCAGUGACCAUACUCCAAAAAUCGAAGGAAUGCUCCACCAUGAGGCGCUUGCAAUGCCUGGCUCUGUCCUGAACAGACCUCCAUCUGAAGGUAUCAUGGACACGCACACCUCCACCUCCUCCCCAUCGUACGAGGUCCACGGCGAUGGCGGCACCAGCAUCUCUUUCCCUCAGGACAAUGGCAGCUACAUGGUGCAAACAGUAGGCGAGCCAAGGCAAGAGCUGUUCAAUCAAGUGCUGUUCAGUAACCACAUGUGCUCUUUCCAGUAG
This is a messenger RNA of Miscanthus lutarioriparius, 816 nucleotides long. The record is from the annotation of a GenBank genome assembly. Lineage: Eukaryota; Viridiplantae; Streptophyta; Magnoliopsida; Poales; Poaceae.